This is a messenger RNA of Procambarus clarkii (red swamp crayfish), 3478 nucleotides long. The record is from RefSeq and is a predicted model, not a curated record. NCBI's taxonomy places the organism in Eukaryota, Metazoa, Arthropoda, Malacostraca, Decapoda, Cambaridae.
UGUGUGUGUACUAAAGAUACGUACGGAUUAUAUAACAUUAUUAUAACUAAUUUGUUUUUAAGUGCUUAUAGAAAGGUAAGUGGAUUCCGCGUUUUUUGUUUUGCGAGCAUGUAUUAUAGGAACUGCCGCAUACACAGAGAGUGGCUGCCACACGCAAUGGCAUGACUGCCGCAUAUACUGAGAUCAUGAUUGGUAUAUAAUGCUUAACCAGUAGCCGACGGAGGCGUGAGGUAUUCAGAGGUGAGCUGGAGACAGUAGCCGACGAGGGGGGUAGAAGUAACCUAUGCUCCUUUAUCCCUUUGAGAUGUAUUUUAUUGUCCCAAUAAACGUACUUGAACUUGAAGUAGAAGUAGCCAAUGGAGGCAUGAGAUAUUUAGAGGUGAGCUGGAGAUAGCAGCGAACGGAGGCGUGAGGUAUUCAGAGGCGAGCUACAGACAGUAUCGGACGGAGGCGGGGGGGUAUUCAGAGGCGAGCUACAGACAGUAUCGGACGGAGGCGUGAGGUAUUCAGAGGCGAGCUACAGACAGUAUCGGACGGAGGCGUGAGGUAUUCAGAGGCGAGCUACAGACAGUAUCGGACGGAGGCGUGAGGUAUUCAGAGGUAAAUCAACAAUAACAAUGUCGAGGAAGGUACUACUGUGUAUACAGAUUGGUAUCUUACUGCUGUUGCUCUGGUUGCUACCAGACUUACGGCUACCACCACUAUUCCAAUAUACACCACCACAUGCAACCUUCAGAAAAAGCUGCUACAGAUACCACCCAAACCUCACAGCGGAAAACACGUGUUGCAAGAUGACCAAUUUCAGCGGUGCUCUUCACCUUCUUCACACGUGUAUAACACGCGCUAACACACACCUGCUCAACGAGGCCAAAGGACAGACCGGUGGCGUCGGGGAGAAAACCAAUGCAAACUUAACGGAGAAACCUGGUGAUGGCGCUGAAGGUAAUUGGUCAUCUAUCAAGGGGGUACACUGGGUCCUUGUCGGCGACUCCCACGUCCGCUACAUCUUGGGUGCCUUCCUCACCCGCUUCAGAAGUCCUGGACUCAAGUUCAGGAAGACCCAUACUGAGAAAUGGGAAGACACAGCAGAGAUAGAGAAGAUCGUUAGACGUAAUGUACAACAGCGAAGAAUUCACGUAUUUGACCGGGACAUCAACUUCCGAAUGACCUUUAUCUGGGAUGCUCAUCUGACACUGCUGCCGUUGGAGAUGGCGCUCUGGGAGCGGCGACCCCAAGAAACUCCCAGCCUCCUCAUCUUCGCUGGAGCCUUGCACUGGAUGCUGAAGACGAAGGACCUGUACUACAAGAAAGGAAUGGAGGCGGCGGCAGCAAAGUACAGAGAGCAUCUUAGGAGCUUAAGGCCACAACUAAUGCGACUCUCUAACAGAACGACCGUUGUCUUUAAGUUGCUUGACGACCUCAAGCGAACGAACAUAAGCAACUCGACAGAGCCUCUCUUGAGCUUCAGGAACUAUGUCCUGUACAACAAGAUCGCGGUGCAGGAGUUGUCAGGGACGGGAGUGAUCAUCUGGGACAGCACGAGGCCUCUCUCCACCGACUACGCCCACCACUGUAUCAAGAACCCCGAAAUGCAAACCCCUCCAUACUUCUACUGGAAGUGUCAAGACUUAGGUCAUGUUGGUUACAUCCUGGUCGACCAGUAUGCCGAUAUGAUCAUCAAUGACUUUUGUAACAAACAUCUCAAUAUCCCAGGAGCUUGUCUAUAGCUCUUCAUGAAGUAAAUAAUGUUAUAUUAAAUUUUUAGGAGAGGCUAUGAAGCAUCAGAUUAACUCAUCUUCAUAUUUAAUGCUUCUAGUUUGGUUGGGAAAGAGUACAAAUAUACAAAGCCUGAUUGAAUAAAAUGAUUUAUUGAUUGAUACUGAUAAUAAUGUGUUCAAAUAGUAUUCUAAUAUAUUGGUUAAAUAUGUUCCUUAUGUUCACAUACAUUUCGUGAACAAAUCGUACUUCUAUUUCUAGUACGAAUUCCUCUAUACAUUUCUAGUAUUUAUCCAUGCAUUUUUGGAAUACAGCUAUGUAAAAUCAUCGUUGCAACAAAUCGCUGAAACUUAAUAUGUUUAAAGUUACUGAAAUCUUUUGCGGCAUUAAAUUGACACUAUAAAACUAACAGUAAAUCAUAAUGUACUUUAUUGACAUCGUACUUAUACUGUACCGUAUAUAUGUUCAUUUAGGGAAUGUGGGACCCAAGAAACUGCCCAUCGCUACAUGCACCAUCUGCUUAGCAUAAUACGGAACUAUCUGUGUGGUGAACAUGAGUUUCAUUACUACAAGACCACGAUAAACAAAGUCAGGGGGUAGAUCAUGGGUGUAGGGGACGUUAGAUAGAUGUACACUAUGUUUAAAAUGAUGUUGAUGGUGACAACCAGAUGAGUCCCACCAAUUGUUACGAGGCAAUGAUUAAGACAUGCUUGUAAUUAUGUGACAGGGUGCUGAUAUUGUAAAUAUUUUGUAAAUCAUGUUUUCCAGGAAAACUAGAGUUUCUUAAAUUGUCCAUAAUGCUAAUAUUUUAGAGGGUACCAACCUAUUAGAGACACUGUAAAAUUAAGAUUACAAUAAUUAGGAUACUUUAUGAUUACAUUUUUUUGUGUGGCUAAUGCAGGAGGGUUACUCAGUAGACAAAAUAUUGAAGUUCUUGCGAGGCAAGAUUAAGUAUAACAUUUAGGGUUUACGGCUCAUGCUCUGUGAUAUGAAUAAUUGAUUACUGAGAAUUAUAUAAAUUAUAUAUAAAUGUAGUAUUUUCCCUUAUCAAUUGAUGUAAAGAUGAUCUUCAUAUUGUAUAUUAUUUAAUCAAGAAAAACGUUUUUCUGUAGAUCCAUAGUAGCUCGAGUUUUAGCUGGAUCAUGAAUUAAUUAUCUAGUCAUGUUGUAAUUAUUAUCUAUUCAGAUGAUCAAUUUAAUAUUUUCCCGUGGAGGAAAUUCAACUGUGAUUAGAUAUCGCUGAAGAGAUAAAGAUAGUGAUACUAAAAUAAGACAUUAUGUUUGUGCCACAUAUAUUCCUCCACACACUUGCUUAUUAAAUUGUCAUUGACCUGUGUGACCUCAUAUGUAUCGUGUCACUGUGAUUGAUCGACUGAGGAUUUAUCGUUGCUCUGAAACUGGUCUCUAUAUUUAUCAUGUAUUUACUGCUUGGUUGAGGGACUACCCUAGCCAUGAUGCCAUCAUUAUCAGUUGUUUUUGUGCUUUGCGACACCACCACUACUAUCAAGUUAGUCACCAGUCGGUAUAUAACAUACUGUAUUAAUAAUUAACUUUGAGGUUACCACUGAAACUGUGAUUUUCAACGCGGAAGCCGUGACCUAACAAUACAGUAAGCCUAAUGUUCAAUAUAACCAAUCACAGACACACUUCAGUAAGCUCUCACGGUUUUGACUUUUUUAAGUGUGUUCAUUACCAUUAUUAUUUUGUUAUAAUAACGUUAUUUGAUGUAUUGUCUUGAAUUGAUAAUAUUUUAUACAAAAUUC